Messenger RNA from Daldinia loculata, 1828 nucleotides. Its product is annotated as MFS general substrate transporter. Gene Ontology annotation, molecular function: transmembrane transporter activity. Gene Ontology annotation, biological process: transmembrane transport. The transcript has a single exon. The record is from RefSeq and is a predicted model, not a curated record. NCBI's taxonomy places the organism in Eukaryota, Fungi, Ascomycota, Sordariomycetes, Xylariales, Hypoxylaceae. The coding region runs from base 301 to 1734 and encodes 477 amino acids. Gene Ontology annotation, cellular component: fungal-type vacuole membrane.
AUAAACUCAAACCCCAAUGGGAACCGCGAUGUCGGAGAGCAACUAUGACGCGAUUGGCUCCUUGCGCUGAUCUACGGCAUCAUCCCCGGAGACAUAGGGCGUAGUCCUCGAUUAACCAACCGGAAGUAUUAUAUUCACCCCGGUAUCCAUCGUGACCCUCCUUUUGUCGAUGUAUAGAGCUAGACGUAGGUUUAAACAAGGUAGGUAUAAGUGAAGCUUAGAUGCCGCCUCAUAGAUAGCAACCUACCUACUAUUAUUUCUAUAUGUACUCGUAACUUACGUGACAUGACUCCCUAAGCAAUGACUACCCAAGAAAUUCAGCUAGAAGACCUCUCGGUAUCCGAGGUAGGCCACCUUUCUACCCCUGGGUCAGAAGAAGAUGGCAGUAGACCAGCAGAACCUCUCCCAACCCAGACCUCGCCGUCCGUUCAGCUAGCUGACCGCGGCAAGGCCGCCUACCUUGUGCUAUCCGGUUGCGUGCUGAUCCAGGCGCCUAUAUGGGGAUACUCGCUCGCCUUCGGUAUCUUCCAGGAGUACUAUACCACUCACGGGACUGCCGUGCUCCCCGACGGUCCCGGCACCCCCGGCACAAUCGCCAGCAUCGGCACCGCCCAGACGGGCAUCUUGUACCUGAUGAUGCCAGCGACUUUCAUACUUCUAACACGGUACCCGUAUCUACGGCGCUGGUGCGGUCCCCUCGGGCUUCUCAUCACCACCGCCUGCCUUAUCGCGUCAUCCUUCGCAACCUCGGCGCGCCAACUAAUCGCCACCCAGGGGGUCUUGCACGCCAUUGGAUGCGGUCUGCUGUUCAGCCCUACGUCGCUGUGUCUCGACGAGUGGUUCUCGGAGCGCAAGGGGCUUGCGUACGGCGCCAUGUGGGCGAGCAAGAGCACCGUCGGGGCUGGUAUGCCGUUUCUAACGAACGCGUUGCUUAAUCGGUUCGGCGUCGGUACUACCCUGCGUGCCUAUGCCGUCUCGUCAGCUCUCCUCACGAUCCCGCCGUUAUUCCUCAUGCGCGAGUACCCUGCCGCAAGUAGCCGUGUCAAUACCACCACUGUAUCAGAAGAGCACGGGCGACAAGGACGCCAAAGGCAAGGUCAUGUCUCCUUCGCUUUUGCCCGACACUCUAUCUUCUGGAUCCUGCAGUGCGGCAACAUCCUACAGUCGCUCGGCUACCUCAUGCCCUCUACAUACCUCGCCUCAUACGCAUACGCGCUGGGCUUCCCCUCCAUAACAGGCCCCAUCUUCCUUGCACUGAUCUCUUUAGCCUCCGUGCCGGGUUCGCUCCUGAUCGGGCUUCUGAACGAUACCGGACUUGCACCCACGACCGUGAUCCUGAUCUCGUCCCUCGGCAGCGCACUGGCCGUCUUCCUCCUCUGGGGUUUGGGCGGGCACCAAGUUGCGGUUUUAGUUGUCUUCACCAUCAUGUACGGUUUCUUCGCCGGCGGUUUUAGUUCCACCUGGUCCGGUAUCCUGCAAGAGAUGAAGCGCCGCGACGGCGCCAUCGACACGGGUUUGAUUUUUGGGAUGCUGCUUGGCGGCCGGGGUCUCGGCUUUGUCCUUAGUGGUCCUAUAGGCGGAGCUUUGCUCGAGGCGAACCGGUUGAAGACCGAGGAUUUCUCGGGGUACGCCACGCAGUAUGGUCCUAUGAUCAUCUAUACUGGGCUAACCGCAACCCUCGGUGCUUGGGGUUGGUUCUGGACGAUGGGGAAACGAGCUAUGAGAGCCCUAUAAUAAGACUCGAUAAAUCAUACCAGGGUACCUGUUAUCUAGAUUUAUACCUACAAAUGACGGUCAGUCAUACAUAGCUACAAUACAUAUCGCCGAG